Polyodon spathula (Mississippi paddlefish) is the source of this 4335-nucleotide messenger RNA. RefSeq names its product E3 ubiquitin-protein ligase RNF19A-like. The transcript has 11 exons. Gene Ontology annotation, biological process: positive regulation of proteasomal ubiquitin-dependent protein catabolic process; protein polyubiquitination; ubiquitin-dependent protein catabolic process. NCBI's taxonomy places the organism in Eukaryota, Metazoa, Chordata, Actinopteri, Acipenseriformes, Polyodontidae. Gene Ontology annotation, molecular function: ubiquitin protein ligase activity; ubiquitin conjugating enzyme binding; zinc ion binding. Gene Ontology annotation, cellular component: cytoplasm; ubiquitin ligase complex. The coding region runs from base 504 to 2975 and encodes 823 amino acids. The record is from RefSeq and is a predicted model, not a curated record.
GAUUGAACACGUUUUACCUAGAUGAAGAAAACAUAAACUAAAAAGACAACAACUUUUCACAUUCAGCUCAUUCAAGGAACACAGAACUGCAUCCACCCAACAAAGUUUCCCUUUUCAAUCUCGCGAGAACCCUUCCUGUGCCCCCUCUUUAUGCUCAGAAGGUUAUCGCGAGAAGAUUUGAACUCGUUUUGGGUGAAUGCGAGAGAGAAAGAGGACGACAGCGGGAGUCGCAGUCAAUGUGAGGUAAAGGGAGCUGAAUAGGGGGACGUGGAAGAAACGAAGUUAGAAAAAUAACAAGACAGUAUAUUGUGGAGUUUUUCUUGCGGGGUGGUGUUUUUUUGGGGGUAUCUUUUAUUUUUUGCGGUUUUGCAGUACUGUCUGGGUCAUUCUGGAUUUCUUGAGAUAACACCACCAGAGCUUUCCAGUAACUGUUAUCCCAGAGAUGUGACCCACAGAGGACACUUAGUAGUAGGACGUUCUGGCAAGUUGGCAACUCGCAAGACAUGAGUUUACAGAAGCACCAGCAGAUGGGCUCCGACAGAGACCUGCAGUCUGCCGCAUCGUCAAUCAGCCUGCCUUCAGUCAAGAAGGCGCCAAAGAAACGACGCCUUUCACUGGGCUCCCUGUUCCACCGGAAAAGGGACACCAAGAGGAAGUCACGGGACCUGCAUGUAGGAGUGGACGGCAUUGCCAGCAUCGAGAGCAUCCACUCCGAAAUGUGCAAUGACAAGAACUCUGCCUUCUCCGCGGCUGGAGCCACUAACGUGAGUGGAGCCGGCAUCGCCCUGGCAGGUGUUGCCACCUCCUCCACAUCUUCCUCUUCCUCCUCCCACAGCAAGCCGAGCGGGGACUUCCUAGAGUGCCCACUGUGCCUUUUGAGACACGCACGAGACCGGUUCCCUGAGAUAAUGACCUGCCACCACCGGUCGUGUGCCGAUUGCCUGAGGCAGUACCUGCGCAUCGAGAUCUCGGAGAGCAGGGUGAACAUCAGCUGCCCGGAGUGCUCGGAGCGCUUCAACCCCCAUGAUAUCCACUUGAUCCUUAAUGACGACUCGCUUAUGGAGAAGUACGAGGAGUUCAUGUUGCGUCGGUGGCUGGUGGCUGACCCAGACUGCAGAUGGUGUCCUGCGCCGGACUGCGGGUAUGCAGUGAUAGCAUUUGGCUGUGCCAGCUGUCCAAAAAUUACUUGUGGCCGUGAAGGGUGUGGUACAGAAUUCUGCUACCAUUGUAAACAGAUCUGGCAUCCUAAUCAGACCUGUGACGCUGCUCGUCAGCAGAGGGCACAGAGCCUACGUUUGAGGACAAUCCGUUCUUCAUCUCUCAGUUACAGCCAGGAGUCUGGUGCAGCAGCUGAUGAUAUUAAGCCCUGUCCAAGAUGCGCUGCUUACAUAAUCAAGAUGAAUGAUGGAAGCUGCAAUCAUAUGACAUGCGCGGUGUGUGGUUGUGAGUUCUGCUGGCUCUGUAUGAAAGAGAUCUCUGACUUGCACUAUUUAAGCCCUUCAGGAUGUACGUUUUGGGGCAAGAAGCCUUGGAGUAGGAAGAAGAAGAUUCUGUGGCAACUGGGUACUCUGGUGGGGGCCCCUGUUGGGAUUGCAUUGAUUGCAGGGAUAGCUAUUCCAGCCAUGAUCAUUGGCAUCCCUGUAUAUGUGGGAAGAAAGAUUCACAACCGUUAUGAAGGAAAGGAUAUUUCAAAACACAAGAGGAAUCUGGCAAUUGCUGGUGGUGUCACUUUGUCUGUAAUAGUUUCUCCAGUGGUUGCAGCAGUAACUGUAGGAAUUGGAGUUCCCAUCAUGCUGGCCUAUGUCUAUGGAGUAGUUCCCAUUUCCCUGUGCCGCAGUGGAGGCUGCGGGGUUUCAGCAGGCAACGGGAAAGGAGUGAGGAUAGAAUUCGACGAAGAAAAUGAUGUCAAUGUGGGAGGUGGAAAUGCUGCAACUGAUACUACGUCUGUAGCAGAAGCCCGUAACAACCCCAGUAUUGGCGAAGGCAGUGUGGGAGGGAUGACUGGGAGCUUGAGUGCCAGCGGCAGCCAUUUGGACCGGAUUGGAGCAAUACGUGAUAACCUGAGUGAAACUGCGAGCACUAUGGCACUGGCUGGGGCCAGCAUCACAGGCAGCCUUUCUGGGAGUGCCAUGGUCAACUGCUUUAACCGGCUAGAGGUACAGGCAGAUGUACAGAAAGAACGCUACAGUCUGAGUGGUGAAUCGGGCACAGUUAGUCUGGGGACAGUAAGUGACAAUGCAAGUACCAAGGCAAUGGCAGGAUCUAUUCUCAACUCCUACAAUCCUGUGGACAGAGAUGGAAACAGUAUGGAGGUGCAAGUGGACAUUGAAUCAAAGCCUGCUAAAUUCCGACACCACAGUGGGAGCAGCAGUGUGGAUGAUGGCAGCAAUCUGGGCCGUAGCAGUGCUGUUUGCACUUCCUCUUGCCUACCGGAAAACAAGUGCAGUGCCACCAAGUGGUCCAAGGAUACAACUGCAGGGAAGAAAUGCAAAGGCAAGCUACGAAAAAAGGGCAGUACAAAGAUAAACGAGACCAGAGAAGACAUGGAUGCUCAGCUUCUCGAACAGCGGAGCACCAACUCGAGUGAAUUUGACUCUCCUUCCCUGAGCGACAGCAUCCCCUCUGUAGCAGAUUCACACUCCAGCCACUUCUCAGAGUUCAGCUGCUCUGAUAUGGAGAGCAUGAAAACUUCCUGUAGCCACGGUUCCAGUGACUACCACACCCGCUUUGCCACAGUCAGCCCCCUUCCUGAGGUGGAGAACGAUCGUUUGGAAAACUGCCCCGUUCCUAUAUCCACUGCGCCCGUACAGAGUUCAGAGGUCACACAGUUAGGCUAUAUAGCAGAGGAGAACGUCAGCAUUGUGAACUCAACCGAUGUGAACUUUAAAUCGGGGGAAUCUUUAAAGGAAACCAAUAACAACCAUCACCAGCCACCUGGUGCAGCGAAGAACACGUGUAUUCAGACUGAAAUCUAAUACCUUAAGUGCUGCAAAUACUGUUCUAUUUGAACUUGUCAUUCACUUCCCCAGCUAACAAAAUAGGUUAUUCACAUGAUAUGAGCUGGUGUUUAUUUUUGACCAGCCUUGGGAUCAAUUUUGAAAGCUAGAUUCAAUCUAAAUAUCUGGGUAACGGGGUAGCAUAAUAACAUAGCUCAAGGUUCUAAUAACAAAUUUCUAAUGAAAGUAAGAGUGAUUCAGGAUUGGAAAAAUAGUUCAGAUGUAUACUGAUUUUAUUUUAUUUUUAUUUUUUUUUUAACUACCCAAAUGUUGAUUUGAAAUAUGUGUUUCUUCAAACAGCAUUAAAACAUUGCAUCCCUUUGCCACUGCAGGAACAGUAAAGUAACCCAUGUCACUCUGGGGAGUGACCAACCUGGUUAGCUGUCCCCCUUUUUCUUGUCUUGUUUAAUUGUUAGUUUAGUUGUUGGUCUAUAGACCUUAACAUUGUUAAUAUGGUUUAGCAUUCUGUUCUGUGGUUUGAUAAGACAACCACUGUGCCAAUGUUUAUAUAUGUCCAAUCAAACUCAUGGGUGGGUUAGUACCACAGAGUUAAAACCCUGCAGAAGCCGAAAUAGGUCUAGGUUUAACUUGAUAGGGACCAGGCAGUUGUAAGGGGUCUGGAUUCACAUCUCAUAUUUAUGAAACUGUGGAUAAAAGGUAUACAUUGUCUGUAAAAGGGGUGUCUACUACAAGUUGUAACUGGGAGGGAGUUAAACCUUUAAUUGUAAUGAAACUGUGUACUAUUAAUUGAUUCAAAGGUAUUUUUUUUUCAGCAGAUAAAUCCACCUUACAGAUUUAAGAUAGAUUUUCUCUUUGACUCAUGGUGCCUUUUGAAACAACCGUUUUAUUCCCAUGUUUCUUCAUGUCUUCAAAAGUGAAAUGUUUAGCACAAUGUAUUUCUGGCCAUGGUAGGAAAGAUGCUAUAGUUAGUUCUGUACAGUGAUAGACUGAAUAUGUAAAUUACUUUUAAUUGCCUACCAAAGACAGCACUCAGGCUUUAGAUGACCCUUGUUAACAUAACACUUACUGUAAGAGGUCUAUUUUAUAACACAUGCCCAGCUGUGGGAUACUGUAGACUAAAAGCACAGUGCAGUGGCUGCACAAACCUUACUUGGAGAUCACAUGAGAAGAAUGAGGAAUAUAUACAUUGCUGUUUUGUAUAUGCUUAAUGAUACGAACGCAAAUAAUACAAGCCAGAGAUGGCCUAGACAUCUGCACUGUUAAUUUCACUACAUUAAUGUACUGCAUUGCAAAAUCAUAUUGGGAAUGCAUUUUAUUUCAUUUAAUAGAUAUAUAUUAUAUAUAUAAAUAAAUUACCCUCCAUCGUUUUUUUUUUUCU